Messenger RNA from Glycine soja, 1245 nucleotides. RefSeq names its product secoisolariciresinol dehydrogenase-like. The record is from RefSeq and is a predicted model, not a curated record. The transcript has 3 exons. The coding region runs from base 129 to 1040 and encodes 303 amino acids. Lineage: Eukaryota; Viridiplantae; Streptophyta; Magnoliopsida; Fabales; Fabaceae.
UAAAUACACUCAUCAACCUUCGUUUCUUUCUGUGCUUUCAAUUCAACCUGUGAGAUCCGCGAGCUAAAACUCCCACACUCCACAGCUUUUCUUGUUUUCCUUUCCUCAGAUCAGAUCUUCACGCCGUUAUGCUUAGAACAUUAGCUAGGGUGUUCAAGCGAGCCACCCUUGCCAAUGACUUGCUUCAAAAACGCAGCAGAUUCUAUGCAACCACGGUUGGUGGAAGAAGUGACAGGUUAGAAGGAAAAGUGGCACUCAUAACUGGAUCAGCAAGUGGAAUCGGCAAGGCCACGGCCCAUGAGUUUGUCCAGCAUGGAGCCCAAGUAAUCAUUGCUGACAAUGACACCAAACUUGGCCCACAAGUUGCAAAAGAGUUGGGCCCAUCAGCCCACUACACGGAGUGCGACGUCACUGUGGAGGCCCAAGUGGCGGAAGCCGUGAACGUUGCCGUGGCCCACUAUGGCAAGCUGGACAUCAUGUACAACAAUGCGGGCAUCCCAGGCCCAUCAAUUCCACCAAGCAUAGUAGACCUAGACCUUGAUGAGUUUGAUAGAGUCAUGAGGAUCAACAUAAGGGGAAUGAUUGCUGGUAUAAAGCAUGCGGCCCGGGUCAUGAUUCCAGUGGGAUCAGGGUCCAUUCUAUGCACAUCUAGCAUAAGUGGGGUUUUGGGUGGGCUUGGGCCUCAUCCUUACACAAUAUCAAAGUUUACAAUACCAGGGGUAGUGAAAUCUUUGGCUAGUGAGCUAUGCAAAGUUGGGAUUAGGAUCAAUUGCAUAUCACCAGCUCCAAUUCCUACACCUAUGGUUUUGGCACAAAUUGGGAAGUUUUAUCCUGGUUUAACCCAAGAACAGAUAGUGGGCAUUGUGAAUGGGUUUGGUGAGCUCAAAGGUGCUAAGUGUGAAGACAUUGAUGUGGCAAAGGCUGCAUUGUACUUAGCAUCAGAUGAAGCAAAGUUUAUUUCAGGUCAAAAUCUCAUUGUGGAUGGAGGGUUCACCAGCUUUAAAAAUCUUACAUUCCCUUCUCCAGAUCAAACUGCUUAACCUCAACUGUUUAUUGAGUAUAAUUUCUAUGCAUUAUUGUCGGUGUAAAUCAACCAACGAGGAAUCAUGUUAGGUAUAUGACAAUUAUAAUUGGAUGAGUUUAAAAUUUCUUUAUAUUGUCAGUAUAUAGACUAUUUUCUCUUGUUGAUUUAUGUAAUGUAUUAUGGUUGGUUUAAGAGUAUGUUGAAGUAUUUUUUUUCUUUUA